CAAUGUCGCCAGAGAAGUAUGAUCUCAUCGCUAGCUCGCCAAGGAAUCUCGCGGCAUUGCCCGAUUUGGCAAAUAAUAUUUCUCUUUCGAGAUCUAGGGUUUGCUUAUGUCUCUCUUCAAUGCCGGGGUGUACGCCGCGGCGUCGGCGAUCACGGUGUUCUUGGUGUUUGCGGGCAAGAUCGCGGCGAUCAGCCUCUUCGGAUCGCACGCCUACUUGCUCCCGGACGAUCCGGCCGACGGGAAUCCAGGUUCUAGGGCGGGCAGUGACGACAACAGGAAAUCCUCCAGGAAGAAGAACUCCAGGGAGAAAUUCGUGUGGAACGAGGGCGGAUCGGAGAUCCUGAGGGUCACAAUCGGCGAUUCCUACUUGGAGAACACCAGGUACUACCCAGAGUACGAUCGGGCAGUGUUGUAUGCUGCGCUGCCUGUGUCGCUCCUCGUUGCUAGAGAGUUUUUCUCCUUCCAAUCUUCUGGAUCCGAAAAUGGGGGCUCGAGCAGCAGCAACAGUAGCGAUGGAUUCAUCCCCGUGAUCGCCACCACCUUCUGCGUGCUCAAGCUUCUCCACACUCUCUCCAAAGUUUCUUGGGACAAGCACUCCUCCAGGAACUCGGAGUGGGUUCUAAGCUGCGGUGUCGGGCUCCUGGGAUUCAUCCUGGCCAGCAUUUUCCUCUUCGUGGUUCCAAGCGAGAUCAUCGACUUCCGGCUGGAACAGGCAGUAGCUGGAGCUGGAAUCGAUAAGCGAUCAUUCACGGCAAUUCGGCUAGCCAUAGCUUUUGGAGCGGCAUGGCUCACGGGACUCUUCCUGGGGCCGGUUCUCAAGUACGUGAGAUCAUUCUGGAUUGGAACAAACCAGCUUGGAUGCGAUAUCUCGGUCAUCAAAACCAGCGUUUGGAGCCAGUUUCUCCUCAACCUCGGUAUUGUCCUCCCGGUAGUCUCAACGCUACUUUGGUUGAAACCCAUGGCCGAUCUUUUCAUCCGGUUGCCCGAGAAGAACUCCAUCGACCAUGGCAGCACCGGGUGGCAAUGGCAACGAAGAAGUCUGUUUGAAGGCAAAGACUGGGCUGGAAGCGUAGGAUUCUCUCCAGAGACCUUCCAGGAUCUAAAGUUCGUCGGGAUGAUCUUAACAGGAGUGAUCCAGCUGCUGCUGCUCCGGAUCAACGUCCAAGCGUAUCUCAACUUGGGAGUGCUGGCGUGGUACGAAAGCUUGCACGGUAGCAAGACCCCGGACGCUGCCGCGCUCAAACACAAGAUCUUGGUGGUAAACCACUUCAUGUGCCGGGUAGCAAUCCAGAACUUGGUCCCGGCAGUGCUGCUCAUCCUCUUCGCGGGCCUCUCUCGAUCGCCAUCGCCAUCUUCAAACUCUCCAGGAGGAUUUGGAUUCGUGGCACAAGCAGCGCAAUUCUUCGCAUGGUGGACGCUCCUCUCGUGGUCUUUGCUCACGUCCACAGUGCUAGCCAUGUUUCGCUUUGGAAUGCUCCUCGCGUACUAGUGAGCGGUCGCGGGAUCGAAUCCCUUCCCCGCCAAUUUCCGUUAAAAGGCUGCCACUAGGAGCCAAUAAAAAGCCUUUGUAACGCACACUGAUCCAAGAUCUAGCACAUAUAUUUUGGUGGUGGUGUAUUGGAUGGAUGAGUGAUGAUCAGGGUGGCCAAAUCGGUUCCCAUUUCUGGCCCCUGGCUCAAAGCAUAACCCGACAGUCCAAACUGUUUAAGUCGAA
Selaginella moellendorffii is the source of this 1714-nucleotide messenger RNA. RefSeq lists its product as uncharacterized. The record is from RefSeq and is a predicted model, not a curated record. The transcript has 2 exons. The coding region runs from base 107 to 1489 and encodes 460 amino acids. NCBI's taxonomy places the organism in Eukaryota, Viridiplantae, Streptophyta, Lycopodiopsida, Selaginellales, Selaginellaceae.